CAGGAGUAGGAUGGAGGUUAACCCGUGCGCCAAACACAUACAAUCGCAAUUUCAAAACGCCGUCAAUAAAGUUAAGCGUCCGUAACGGCGUUUUAUCAGUCCCUACCGCUGCAAGAGUCAUUUAAAUUCAAGAUUUUUCAAUUUCAACUCUCCAUUUUCAAAUCAAUCGAAGGAAGAAGAAAAUAAACAGUGUUACAUUAAUCGAUUAAUUAUUUAGUUUUGACUAAUAAAUGGCAACGGCGGGUCUGUACCGGCGGCUCCUCCCUUCUCCUCCGGCUGUCGAUUUCGCUUCCUCUGAAGGAAAGCAACUUUUUGUCGAAGCCAUUCAAAAUGGGACGAUGGAAGGUUUCUAUAGGCUAAUUUCUUAUUUCCAGACGCAAUCGGAGCCUGCGUAUUGUGGUUUGGCUAGUCUCUCUAUGGUCUUAAACGCUCUUGCUAUUGAUCCCGGACGAAAAUGGAAAGGACCUUGGAGGUGGUUUGAUGAGUCUAUGUUAGAUUGUUGUGAACCUUUAGAAGUAGUUAAAGUUAAGGGUAUUUCCUUUGGGAAGCUUGUCUGUUUGGCUAACUGUGCUGGUGCAAAAGUUGAAGCUUUUCGAACAAAUCAAAGCACCAUUGAUGACUUCCGUCAACAAGUUAUUAAAUGUUGCACUACCGAUGAUUGUCAUUUGAUAUCAUCGUAUCAUAGAGGAUUUUUUAAACAGACAGGAAGUGGUCAUUUUUCACCUAUAGGUGGUUACCAUGCUGGAAAGGACAUGGCACUGAUUCUGGAUGUUGCACGUUUUAAGUAUCCUCCACAUUGGGUUCCACUAACGCUUCUCUGGGAGGCGAUGGACAGUAUUGAUAAGGCAACUGAACUUCGCAGAGGGUUUCUGCUUAUAUCAAGGCCUCAUACUGAGCCUGGAUUGCUUUAUACCCUGAGCUGUAAGCAUGAGAGUUGGGCAAGUAUUGUAAAGUAUUUAUUGGAUGAUGUUCCUCUUCUCUUGAAGUCAGAAGAUGUGAAAGAUAUUAAUAAAUUUCUAUAUGUUGUUUUCACAUCACUCCCAUCAAAUUUUGGAGAAUUCAUAAAGUGGGUUGCAGAAGUGCGGAGACAAGAAGAUGGUGGUAGAAGUCUAAGUCAAGAAGAGAAAGGGCGGCUUGCUGUCAAGGAAGGGGUGUUAAAGCAGGUGCAGGAGACUGGACUUUACAAGCAUGUAGCAGAAUUUUUGUCCUCGGCAAAAUCAUGCUGUAGAAACAUGUCAAUGCUUAGUCAAGAUAACGAUCUUCCUCACAUUGCUGCAAGUGUCUGUUGCCAAGGGGCAGCAAUUUUGGCAGGGAGGUCUGGUUCUUCUGGAAGUUAUUGUUGCAAUGAAACAUGUGUGAGAUGCUUGAAAAUUAACGGUGACAAGCCUGUAACUUUGGUGUCUGGUACAGUUUUAGAUGGUACCAACGAACAGGGGCUUGAUGUGCUGGUUCCUUCAGCUCAAAUGAAACCGAGUUGCUGUGGUUGUGGUCCAAGUAGUUAUAUUGGGAUGUAUCCUGCUGGCAACGAUGUUCUUACAGCACUUUUACUGGCUUUGCCUCCUGAAACUUUGUCAGGAAUUAAAGAGGCGAAACUCUUUGAAGAAAUAUCCGCUCUUGUUUCCACUGAAAAGCUUCCAGUUUUGCUUCAAGAAGAGGUGCUGCAUCUAAGACGGCAGCUUUACCUUCUUAAGAGAUGCCAAGAGAACACAGUAGACGAUGAUUUGGGUGCACCAUUUCCUUAGGUUUUUAAGAUUUGGCCUGGUACUCUGUAUAUUUAUCAUAUUUUGCGAAGUUAAAUGAUCUUUGCAACCGUUUUGAACACAAACAUGCAGCGCGGAGCCCGGGCAGCCGCCCUCCUCUCCAAUCGGCGAACAUUAGGGGUAGCCUAGGUGGCUGGGCCGUCCCCGAGCAAAGACUCCGCCCUUGCUCAGCAGCAACAACAACGUCCCAUUUCUUUUUGUUUAAAAUGUGAAGGGCCAAACAAUCGUUUGGACUUCAUUUAGUAAAAACAUUAUAAGUGUUAGGCACUUAAAACAACAGAUGAGAUGAUUCACGAGACUUCUGAAGUCUUUUUGUUUCUUUCUA
This is a messenger RNA of Mercurialis annua (annual mercury), 2085 nucleotides long. RefSeq names its product glutathione gamma-glutamylcysteinyltransferase 1-like. The transcript has 8 exons. Lineage: Eukaryota; Viridiplantae; Streptophyta; Magnoliopsida; Malpighiales; Euphorbiaceae. Gene Ontology annotation, molecular function: glutathione gamma-glutamylcysteinyltransferase activity; metal ion binding. Gene Ontology annotation, biological process: cellular detoxification of cadmium ion; phytochelatin biosynthetic process; response to metal ion. The record is from RefSeq and is a predicted model, not a curated record. The coding region runs from base 231 to 1742 and encodes 503 amino acids.